UCACCUCCGGGGUGGGUCUCCGGUGGGAUCCCGGGUCUCCAGAGUAGAGGGUGGGCCAGGCCAGGGAGUUACGUUGGCUCUAUCCUCCGCCGGCCUCUUUGCCCCAGUUGCGAGGACCCGGGAGCCCCCAGGCCAGCGGGGACUGAGCUCUCGGGUUCGAGUCCGCAUCUUCACGUUGUGUCAGACCCUGCGAGGGCAGGAGAAGAAGGGAUUUGCGUGGGGGCACUGGGCCCCGGCCCUCUGGCCGGCCGAGGGGGAUCUCGGAACCCCAUCGAAGAGGUGCAGAGUAAGAAAAUUGAAGUCAAAGACCAUGGGAGAUGCAGCAAAACCUUAUUUUGUGAAGCGUGCUAAAGACCGAGGGACUAUAGAUGAUGAAGAUUUCAGAAGGGGUCACCCCCAGCAAGAUUUUUUAAUAAUGGAUGAUUAUACUAAAGGCCAUAGCAGUAAAAUGGAAAAGAGCCUUCCCAAGAAAAAAAUAACACCAGGGAACUAUGGGAAUACCCCCAGAAAAGGACCAUAUGCUGUUUCCAGCAAUCCAUAUGCAUUUAAAAACCCAAUUUACAGUCAACCCCCUUGGAUAAAUGACAACCACAAAGAUCAGAGUAAGAGGUGGCUGUCUGAUGAACUUGGUGGUAAUUCAGACAAUUGGAGAGAAUUCAAACCUGGGCCUAGAAUUCCGGUUAUAAACCGACCAAGAAAAGACUCCUUUCAAGAAAGUGAAGAUGGAUAUAGGUGGCAAGAUGGAAGAGGCUGCAGAACUGUAAGACGACUAUUUCAUAAAGACCUGACAAGCCUAGAAACCAUGUCAGAAGUAGAAGCAGGAAGCCAUGAAAACAAGAAGCAGAGGUCCAGACCUCGGAAACCACGGAGGAUAAGAAAUGAAGACAGUGAACAGGAUGGAGACUUGGAAGGCCCUGUCAUUGACGAGUCUGUGCUUUCAACGAAGGAGCUCCUGGGCUUACAGCAGGCUGAGGAGCGAUUGAAAAGAGACUGCAUUGACAGGCUGAAAAGGCGACCAAGAAACUACCCUACAGCAAAGUACACUUGCAAACUUUGUGAUGUUUUAAUUGAAUCCAUUGCAUUUGCCCAUAAGCAUAUCAAAGAAAAGAGGCACAAGAAAAACAUUAAGGAGAAGCAGGAAGAAGAGCUGCUCACUACAUUACCCCCACCCACGCCCUCCCAGAUAAAUGCAAUUGGUAUCGCCAUUGACAAGGUGGUACAGGAGUUUGGCUUACACAGUGAGAACUUGGAACAGAGGCUAGAAAUUAAACGGGUCAUGGAAAAUGUGUUCCAACACAAGUUACCAGAUUGUUCUCUAAGAUUAUAUGGGUCAUCCUGUAGCCGAUUGGGUUUCAAAAAUUCGGAUAUAAACAUUGACAUUCAGUUUCCAGCCAUUAUGUCUCAACCAGAUGUUCUCUUACUUGUUCAGGAAUGUUUAAAGAACAGUGAUUCUUUUAUUGAUGUUGAUGCAGAUUUCCAUGCUAGGGUGCCAGUGGUGGUGUGCAGAGAGAAGCAAAGUGGUCUUGUUUGUAAAGUGAGUGCAGGAAAUGAAAAUGCUUGUCUGACAACAAAUCAUUUAACUGCCCUUGGAAAACUAGAAUCAAAGCUGGUUCCUUUGGUGAUUGCAUUUAGGUACUGGGCAAAGCUUUGCAGUAUAGAUCGCCCUGAAGAAGGAGGUUUGCCACCAUAUGUGUUUGCCCUGAUGACCGUUUUCUUUCUUCAGCAGAGGAAAGAACCCCUUCUGCCUGUUUAUCUAGGAUCAUGGAUUGAAGGAUUCUCAUUAAGUAAACUAGGCAACUUCAACCUUAAAGACAUUCAGAAAGAUGCUGUGGUCUGGGAAUACACUGAUAAUUGCACAGGGGAUGCAGACACAGCAAAAGAAGAGGCACCAAAAGAAAUACCUGUUAAAAGGGGACAGGUAUCAUUAAUAUUUGAUUUAAAACACCAGCCUUCAGUACCGGUUGGGCAGCUCUGGGUGGAAUUGCUUCGAUUCUAUGCUUUAGAAUUUAAUUUGGCUGAUUUAGUGAUAAGUAUCCGAGUCAAAGAAUUGGUGUCUCGUGAAUCAAAGGAUUGGCCCAAAAAGCGCAUUGCCAUUGAAGAUCCCUACUCUGUUAAAAGAAAUGUGGCAAGGACCCUAAAUAAUCAACCUGUGUUUGAAUAUAUACUUCAUUGUUUAAGGACAACGUAUAAAUAUUUUGCUCUUCCACACAGAAUUACAAAAUCCGGCCUUCCAAAGCCUCUGAGUACUGUUGCAUGUAUUUUGGAACAUUCUAAAGAAGUAGCAAAGCAUGAUUCAGAUGUACAAGCAAAACAUGAUAAAUUUGAAAACUCAGUUUUGGCUCAAGGUCCCAGUGCUGCCAGUUCAGCUGCAAACCCCUGCAAGGUACAGGCACUCACUUGUAAAGAGCCUGCUGAAAGCUUUGGAAGCCCACCAUUGGAGGAGACAGGAAACACGCACAUCACUGUACACAUGGAAAAUUCAGACUGUAUCAAGGCAGAGGUCCAUUAUGAUGACCAUGAAGAUGGGAAAGUACACCAUCAAGAAACAGGAAGUAAAACUGAGAAGGAGAAAAUUGGAAGGGAGGGCCAGCAUCCUGUGACUGCUGAGAAUCAAGGUUUAAGCAAUAGCAAACAUGGAGAGCCCGUCAUCUGUGGCAACACACAAAAUGUUAAGACAGACAGCAGUUUGGAUUUAGAAGAUUUCCAAAAUCCUACCAGUGAAGAGUGCGAUGGACUUGGUGCUUUGGAUAACAAGGCUGAUGUGGAUGAAAGAAGCAUAGAAGGCGCUGAUGAGUCAGAAGAUGCUCUAAGCCACUUUGCCCCUUCAAGCCAGGGACAGACAUCGGGAGUCAUUAACUCUGAUGAAGAGGAGGAGGAGGAGGACGAAGAACCCAGGCUGUCCAUUCCCCAAAGGGAAGAUGAGGACGACAUUGCUCGUGACGAUGAGUUAGACCACGGCUGCACUGGGUCAGGGGAUGAGGAUGCCCUGUCUGAAGAGGAUGAGGAAGUAGGCGGGUCUCCUAAGUAUGAAGAUUUGAAAGAAUCUGGAAAAGAUAUAAAUGGAGCACUGCGAAUGGAACUUAAUAAAAUCAGUCUUAAGGAACAAAAUGUGUGCGAGGAAAAUUCAACCGUGGGUCUGUCUGAUUUCUUCUAUGAAUUUAGUAAAUUCACCUUCACCAAAGGCAAGUCUCCAACAGUAGUGUGCAGUUUAUGCAAACGAGAGGGUCAUCUAAAGAAGGACUGUCCUGAAGACUUCAAAAGAAUCCAGCUGGAACCCUUGCCACCAUUAACACCUAAAUUUUCACAUAUCCUAGAUCAAGUUUGCAUCCAGUGUUACAAGGAUUUUUCUCCAACUAUUUUAGAAGAACAGGCACGUGAACAUAUUCGGCAAAACCUAGAAAGUUUCAUAAGACAGGAGUUUCCAGGAACAAAAUUGAGCUUGUUUGGCUCCUCCAAAAAUGGAUUUGGGUUCAAACAGAGCGACCUUGACGUCUGUAUGACAAUUAAUGGCCUUGAAACUGCUGAGGGGUUGGACUGUGUAAGAACUAUUGAAGAAUUGGCAAGAGUCCUCAAAAAACAUUCAGGUCUGAGAAACAUCUUACCGAUUACAACAGCAAAGGUGCCAAUUGUCAAGUUCUUCCAUUUGAGAAGUGGUCUGGAAGUGGACAUCAGUUUGUAUAACACAUUGGCCCUUCAUAACACGAGGCUCUUAUCUGCUUAUUCAGCAAUUGAUCCCAGAGUGAAAUAUUUGUGCUAUACCAUGAAAGUAUUUACAAAGAUGUGUGAUAUUGGUGAUGCAUCUAGAGGCAGCUUAUCGUCAUAUGCAUACACGCUUAUGGUGCUAUAUUUUCUCCAGCAGAGGAAUCCACCAGUCAUUCCCGUUCUUCAAGAGAUAUACAAAGGUGAAAAGAAACCUGAAAUAUUUGUUGAUGGCUGGAAUAUUUAUUUUUUUGAUCAAAUAGAUGAACUGCCCACCUAUUGGCCAGAAUAUGGAAAAAAUACAGAAUCUGUUGGGCACCUCUGGCUGGGACUUCUUCGUUUCUACACAGAGGAAUUUGAUUUUAAAGAACAUGUUAUUAGCAUCAGAAGAAAAAGUCUCCUUACAACUUUUAAGAAACAGUGGACCUCAAAAUACAUUGUUAUUGAAGAUCCCUUUGAUUUGAAUCAUAAUCUUGGAGCGGGAUUAUCAAGGAAAAUGACAAAUUUUAUAAUGAAAGCAUUUAUUAAUGGUAGAAGAGUAUUUGGUAUUCCAGUCAAAGGAUUUCCGAAGGACUACCCCUCAAAAAUGGAGUACUUUUUUGAUCCAGAUGUGCUAACUGAAGGAGAGCUGGCCCCAAAUGAUAGAUGUUGCCGUAUUUGUGGGAAAAUUGGACACUUCAUGAAGGACUGUCCUAUGAGGAGAAAAGUGAGGCGACGGCGGGAUCAGGAAGAUACCCUGAACCAAAGAUACCCUGAGAACAAAGAGAAAAGAAGCAAAGAGGACAAAGAAACUCAAAACAAGUACACAGAUAGGGAGGUCUCAGCAAAAGAAGAUAAGCCUGUGCAGUGCACACCUCCAAAAGCCAAGCCAGCGAGGGCAGCUGUCGACCUGGGGAGAGAAAAAAUGCUCAGGCCACCAGUGGAAAAAUGGAAGAGACAGGAUGACAAAGACUUAAGAGAAAAACGUUGUUUCAUUUGUGGCAGAGAAGGGCACAUUAAAAAGGAAUGCCCGCAAUUUAAAGGCUCUCCAGGUAUAUCUAAAUCAGAUUGUGUAUUUGGAUCCCCUUCUUCACCUAGCCCUUUGAGACCAACUGGCACGUUUGUUCAGGCAGUGCUUUUACAUGAAGACAAAAAGAAACAAAAAACAACUAUAUUUUUGAGUCCCCAGUCAGGUAGCCUUUCCAGUAAAUACAUGACUCAGGGAAAAGCCUCAGUGAAGAGGACCCAGCAGGAAUCAUGAGGAAGGAAAUUGCAGCGCUCUAAAUGGCCACUCAGGCGUUUCUAUUCACUUUGAAAAUUAGGUUCAUUUCACAGGACACAGCACCAUAGAUCAGGCUUCGACUUAACAUUUACGGGAAAUGUCAGAUUUUUUAAUUGAAUGAAAUUGUUAAUGAGGAAAAAAAAUUUUAAUAUAAUCUUACCUAUCACAAAUCCCCAUAGAUUUAAGGAUUUUAAUAAAAAGCCAUGGUGUGUUCAUUUAAGCCAGGUUUUUAAAAAAUGUAACUAUGGGCCAGUAUUCAGUGAAUACAAUUAUAUGCUUUUUAAUUUUCAAAGCACACUGAAAAUGGUGUGCUGAUAAACCCCAAGUAAAUUAAUCUUUUCUUUCCUGUAAGUCCCUUUUUUGUUUCGAAGAGGGGAAAUUAUAUUUAUUGUUGUUUACCGAAUCCUUGUGUGAAAGCGUGUCAAAUACGUGUGAACUGCUACUACUGUAUUUACAAUUUACAAACCUUAUUUUAUUGAUAUUUGUAGAAGAAGUGAUAAAAUGAACAUGAGUACCUAUUUAUGUGAGUCUUCCAUAGAUGAGCAAUGCCACUGAGGGCCUUUUUGUUUUUCCCCUCUCUAAUUUUAAGUAAGUUGACAUAUAACUACUUUGCUUAUAAAAAUGAAAUAAGGAAAACAAGUAGUCCUGUUUGCUUCUGAAAACGUUUUCAAAGGAAAAAUGACAAAAGUGCUUUUUACUUUUUAUAACAUUCAAAAAUUAGGGUGGAGAACUUCAAAAAAUCCCUGCAGAUUAAAGAGACCGUCUUUGCCAAUCACAGAUUUGGUUGGUGUCAUUUUAGGUCUGACUGAAACCCUCAUGGAACCGUUUCUCUAACUUCACAAGCCCUUCAGAAGUAGCACAUGGUCAGAACUAUUCCUUGGUUUAUUUAUCAUUUUGAAAUAAAAUCAAAAUUUUGACCUGUAAUUUUAGCCACAUCGCUUUCUAGUGAGAGUCCUAAAUUACAUGAGGAAACUCGAUCAAGGAAUAGGGCAGUACAGGUCCACUCCUCUUCAUCCCGUGCUCCCUUAGCUUGAACUCAUGCAGCCUGGUGUUCAUUGACACCCACCGUCUGCCAAGCACUGGGGAUGUGCCAGUAAGAGGCACAGACUUUGGGUGAUGAGCUCAUAGAGAGGGAUGCAGAAGGUGCUUACUGAACAAGCAUUCCCAGAUAGAAGAGGACUCAAAAAUUACACACCUGUGUGCCCUUCUUUUAAACAAAUUACUUGAAGACAUUGCAGCUAUAGAAGAAUCAUACCAAAAUUAACUUUAGAAUUGGAAGUUAUGGUAGAAUUAAUGAUCAUUCCUUAUUCACAUUGAAUGAACACAAACUCGUGGAUUAAGUGAAUUAUGAAACCAAGGCUGAAAGUCUGCCCUACUUGACUUUCCUCAGCUGCUGCUCUUCUGAGUUCUCUUGCCUUCGGAAAUGAAAGUCAACUUGAACAGGCAUACAAUUCUUGUCACACUUGGGAAGCAUGUUGAUGUUGUUGUCUUCCGGCAUUAUAGCAGACAUCCGAGGCCAGCCUAAUUUUUGUCCCCUUGUAGGUUGUAUUUUUCUGCUUGGGUACUUCUGUUUAUCCCUGUAACGUUUGUGUCAGUAACUUUUGUGUGAAACAAAAUUGAAUCCAAUUAUCUCCCCACCCAAGUUUUCAAUUUGAGAAAGUGUAUUAAUUUUUUUCUCAAAAAUACUUUUGUCUUAAUAUUUUUCUAUCAUCUUUUUCUUUCAUGUUAGGAAAACUUCUCAAGUUUAAUCUUCACAUGACUGGCUUGAUUUUUAGUGUCAUUCUGCUGUUUUCUGUUUCUAACAUGAAUUUUGUCAUUUCAAUUCUAAUUUUCUUUAACUUAACCUUACCCACCUUCCUUUUCCUCUCAUUCUUUUAGUUUAUUUUUAUCUUUUCAUAGAAAUCAUGUUUUCUUACACCUUUUUAAGGAUGUUCAAAAAUGCUCUGCAUUCUAUUCUGAUUCCUAUAGUAGAUUCUACCCAGUGUAUUGGGCUUUUUUUUUUUUCUUUUGAUCCCUCCACUGGAUCAAUGGGACAGUGACCAGUAUUUACCAGUAGACCUGGAAAACUGACUGCCCUUGGUUGUUUGCUCCCUUUAUUUGGAUGCUGGUCACAGCCCCUUCUUCGCGCCCCAGCCGGGGGACAGACAUAUCUGCUCCAUGCCAUGUCUUGUUCGCAGGGCAUAGUUAUCUUUCAAAUGCAGCUGGCUGUCUCAUAACAAGCUCCACAAAUGCACCACUACUGGGAUUCUCCUUUCCUCUCAAAAACAAAAAUAUGAAAUCCAUUUUGUAUAGCCCCAAUCAAUACUUUUUAAUCUCUUGCUCAGUGUGUAGAGUAUCAACAACAUGGAUCUGAGUGGAAAAAAUUGUGGGCAGAUUGGUCAAUAGCAUUCAUAGUGUUACAGGCAAAAAGUUGAAAAGCAAAUACAGAAUUUAACAAACACCCAUAAAACCGUAAAGAUGUGCUCUGUGCUUUUUUUCUUUGAAAGCAGGUGUAUUUGGACAGCAGUCAAGAAUUUCGCAAGCUUCAUUGUGGAAUUCUAGACUUCACUGGAGUCUGGGUUUGCUACACUCAGAAUGUUGAGUGUAGCAUUCUCCCCUAACUUCUUGGCAGUUCACUUUCCUUGCCUAUGAAAUGGAAAUCAUAUCUGUCCUUCCACAGAGUAAUGAGGAUCAAGUGAGGUCUUACUAGAAAAGACUUUUUAAAAUGGCUGGAAACCUGAAACUAAAUCCUGAAGUGCAGUACUGAAUAUUUCCCCAUUGAAAGUUUUUAACCUGUUAGUGGAAAUCCAAAAGUGUGUACAGCUUGCAAAACUCCCAACAGUUCCCGAACCCUUCUCACUUCAACACCGCAGGACGGCUGCUGCUCUGAGAUAAAGGAGCACACAUAUUUCUUACAUAGUCAUGAAAACUCUUAUAAUGACACACCAAUUGAAGGGAUCUGCACCAUUUUCAAAUAACAUUAGGUAUCAAUGAUCCACUGACAAGUAGAUUUUGUGACUUAGCAGUUACAUGCAAAACAACUAACCCAAGUUAAGAACAAUAGUGUGGAUUAAAUAAAGGAAAGAUGGUUUUUAAACAUACACAGGAUCCUGAAUUAAGAAAAAGAACUAAAUUUUUAAGUGUCGAAUGUACUGUACUAAAAAGCCUUAAGCGUCGUUUGUAAAAUAGCCAACACGUCCUUCCUACAGCUCAAAGUUGUGAGGCUACUGCAAGUGCUCAGGGUUCUCUUGAAAGCUGAAAAGUGCUACACGACCUGUAUAAUACUUCAAUAAUUGAUAAAAUGAUAAUGGCAUUUUCCCCAUUAACUUUUUUAGAGCAGUUUUGGGUUUACAGCAAAAUUGAGCGGAAAAUGCAGAGUUCCCGUAUGCCU
This is a messenger RNA of Rhinolophus ferrumequinum (greater horseshoe bat), 8330 nucleotides long. It is a transcript of the gene TUT7, whose product is annotated as terminal uridylyl transferase 7. Lineage: Eukaryota; Metazoa; Chordata; Mammalia; Chiroptera; Rhinolophidae. The coding region runs from base 311 to 4939 and encodes 1542 amino acids. The record is from RefSeq and is a predicted model, not a curated record. The transcript is spliced from 29 exons. Gene Ontology annotation, molecular function: zinc ion binding; RNA uridylyltransferase activity; nucleic acid binding.